This is a messenger RNA of Danio rerio (zebrafish), 1512 nucleotides long. Lineage: Eukaryota; Metazoa; Chordata; Actinopteri; Cypriniformes; Danionidae. The record is from RefSeq and is a predicted model, not a curated record.
CAGCGUAAACUUACAAUCGCCCAUAAACAAAGCAAAGCUGCAGUGUAUUUUGGGUUUGCUCUGCAGAUGAUGAUUUCUCUAAUGAAAGGGGAUGCGGCGAUUAGUGGAUGCUGCUGUUAUUGUCCUGUUAUUGUAUUGUAGAUGGCAGUAGUGCUGAGCACACAGUUAGCAGAGGCAUUAUCCGAGUAAAAGCUCAGAGCAAGGAAAACUCGUGUGGAGGUUCAGUGCUGAAGAAAUCACGACAACACACUCCAGCUUUUAUAUUGAACCUUCUGCUGCCAGACUGUUUAUCUGACGGACACUUCAGCUGCUUGCCUUUAUUCAGUAUAUAUUGGGGCUCAACUGUAAAUUCCUCUACAGAAGCGAUCAGGAACGCUGGACUUUGUUAUUUCAGCUGAUAUUUCAUACACAAACAGGCCUGAUGGAGGAGACACCCCAAGUUAAAAUGAGAGGAAAAACAAAAUCACCGAAGAGAAAAGACAGAAAACGUGUCACCUGCACUCAGUGUGGAACGAGUCUGGCAAACAAAAGAAAUCUCAAGACCCACAUGAUGAUCCACACUGGAGAGAGACCAUUCACAUGUUCUCAGUGUGGGAAGAGUUUCAGAGACUCAUCAGCCCUUAGUAGACACAUGUUGAUCCACACUGGAGAGAAAACACACACAUGUGGUCAGUGCGGAAAAUCAUUUCUGUUGGCUUCAGGCCUGAAUGCUCACCUUAUAGUUCAUGCAACUGAGAAGCCUUCAUGCUCUGUGUGUGGAAAGAGUUUUGCAAGUGAAGUAAUUAUAAGAAGACAUCAGAAGAUCCACACCGGUGUGAGAGAGUAUGUGUGCUCUGAGUGUGGGAAGACUUUUUUUACAUCUACAAGCUUACAACAACACCAGAGGAUUCACACUGGUGAGAAACCUUAUAUAUGUUCAUAUUGCGACAAGAGAUUCAGUCAGUUACCAUAUCUGAAAAUACACAAGAUGAUUCACACUGGAGAGAAACCUUACAAGUGUUCACACUGUGACAAAAGAUUCAAUAAUUUAGGAAGCCUAAAAACACACGAGAGGAUUCACACUGGAGAGAAACCGUACAAGUGUUCGCACUGUGACAAAAGAUUCAGUCAUUUAUUAAGCCUGAAAACACAUGAGAGCAAUCACACUGGAGAGAAACCAUACAAGUGUUCACACUGCGACAAGAGAUUUAGUCAGUCAUCACAAAUUAAAUUGCAUGAGAGGAUUCACACGGGAGAGAAACCGUACAAGUGUUCACACUGUGACAAAAGAUUCAAUCAGUUACCACAUCUGAAAUCACAUGAGAGGAUUCACACGGGAGAGAAACCUUACAAGUGUUCACACUGCGACAAAAGAUUCAAUCGGUUGGAAAGCCAGAAAAGACAUGAGAGGACUCACAAUGGAGAGACACAAGUGAGAUUCAGUCAGUCAGAAACAUUGAAUAACACACAAGAGUCUGAGAGUAACCUUAAAGGGUCAUGAAACACCAAAACACAUGUUUUGAGCUGUUGACA